AACUUGUUGUGUCUUUCUCUUUCUUCUGUCUCUUUCCAAAACGAGCUUCGAAAUCGGAGACGAACGGAGAAAUGGCGAAAUCGAGCGCCGACGAUACCGAGCUCCGGCGAGCUUGCGAGGCUGCAAUUGAAGACCCUAAGCAGAAGAUCGUGAUGUCUCUCCGCGUUUCCAAAAGUCAAGGGAUCUGGGGAAAAUCUUCCAAGCUUGGUCGUCAAAUGGCCAAGCCUAGGGUUCUCGCUCUCUCCACACAAUCAAAAGGUCAGAGUACAACAGCUUUUCUUCGAGUUUUGAAGUAUUCUACGGGAGGAGUUCUUGAGCCUGCAAAACUAUACAAGCUAAAGCACCUCUCGAAGGUGGAAGUUAUAACUAAUGAUCCCAGUGGGUGUACAUUUACACUGGGAUUUGAUAACCUUAGAAACCAGAGCGUGGCUCCUUCUCAGUGGACAAUGCGCAAUAUUGAUGACAGGAAUCGCCUCCUUCUUUGCAUCUUAAACAUCUGCAAAGAUGUUUUGGGUCGCCUUCCGAAGGUUGUUGGUAUUGAUGUUGUGGAGAUGGCUCUUUGGGCUAAGGAAAAUACAUCUUCAGUUUCUACUCAAAGCAACUUGCAAGAUGGUGGUCCUGUUGCAUCUGCUGUGACUGAGACAGAAUUGAAAGUCAAUGUAGAAAAGGAACUUGUCUCCCAGGCAGAGGAAGAGGACAUGGAGGUUCUUUUGGGAAAUUAUGUAAUGGGCAUUGGUGAAGCAGAGGUAUUUUCUGAAAGGUUGAAGAGAGAGCUCCAAGCUCUGGAAGCAGCAAACGUGCAUGCCAUUUUAGAAAGUGAACCUUUGAUGGAUGAGGUAUUGCAAGGGCUUGAAGCAGCAACGGAUUGUGUGGAAGACUUGGAUGAAUGGUUAAGCAUAUUCAAUUUGAAACUCCGGCACAUGAGAGAGGAUAUUGCAUCAAUAGAAACCCGCAAUAACAGCUUGGAAAUGCAAUCGGUAAAUAACAAAUCUCUCAUUGAGGAGCUUGAUAAGCUUCUUGAGCGAUUGCGUGUCCCUUCUGAGUAUGCAGCAUGUUUGACAGGAGGUUCAUUUGAUGAAGCUCGAAUGCUUCAAAAUGUAGAAGCAUGUGAAUGGUUGACCAGUGCCUUGCGUGGUCUUGAAGUGCCUAAUCUAGACCCUGUUUAUGCAAACAUGAGAGCUGUUAAAGAGAAGCGUGCAGAACUUGAAAAAUUAAAAUCUACUUUUGUCAGGAGAGCUUCAGAAUUCUUGAGAAAUUACUUUGCUAGUUUGGUGGACUUCAUGAUAAGUGAUAAAAGUUACUUUUCUCAGCGGGGACAGUUGAAGAGGCCUGAUCACGCUGACCUGCGGUACAAGUGCAGGACAUAUGCACGUCUCUUGCAACAUUUAAAGAGUCUUGACAAGAAUUGCUUGGGUCCAUUAAGGAAAGCUUAUUGCAGUUCUCUAAACUUGCUCCUUCGCAGGGAGGCCCGUGAAUUUGCAAAUGAACUUCGUGCUAGUACUAAAGCAUCCAGAAAUCCAACUGUUUGGCUUGAAGGAUCCACAGGUUCUGGUCAGAAUGUAAAUGCUACUGACACGUCUACAGUCUCUGAGGCUUAUGCAAAGAUGCUCACGAUUUUUAUCCCUCUUCUGGUGGAUGAGAGUUCUUUUUUUGCACACUUUAUGUGCUUCGAGGUUCCUACACUUGUUUCUCCAGUAGGUGUUGUUAAUGGCAAUAAAACUGGAUAUGAUGAUGAUGCCAAUGAUGAUGAUUUGGGAAUCAUGGACAUUGAUGAGAAUGACAGCAAAUCUGGUACACGUAAAAAUUCUGCGGAGCUUGCAGCUUUAAAUGAAUCACUUCAGGAUUUACUAGACGGAAUUCAAGAAGACUUUUAUGCUGUUGUGGAUUGGGCAUACAAGAUUGAUCCUUUGCGCUGCAUAUCAAUGCACGGAAUAACAGAACGCUAUCUCUCUGGUCAGAAAGCUGAUGCAGCAGGAUUUGUACGCCUUUUGCUUGGUGACCUGGAGUCUCGGAUAUCUAUGCAAUUCAGCCGUUUUGUCGAUGAAGCUUGUCAUCAAAUUGAAAGAAAUGAACGCAAUGUCCGCCAAAUGGGUGUCCUAUCCUACAUUCCCAGAUUUGCAACCCUCGCAACUCGGAUGGAGCAGUACAUCCAGGGACAGUCUAGGGAUUUGGUUGACCAAGCAUACACAAAAUUUGUUAGCAUAAUGUUUGCGACUUUGGAAAAAAUUGCACAAACCGAUCCAAAGUAUGCAGAUAUUUUUCUUUUUGAGAACUAUGCCGCCUUUCAGAAUAGUUUGUAUGACCUCGCCAACAUUGUGCCCACUUUGGCCAAGUUUUAUCAUCAGGCCAGUGAAGCCUAUGAACAAGCUUGUACACGCCAUAUUAGCAUGAUUAUCUACUUUCAAUUUGAACGUCUUUUCCAGUUUACACGAAGGAUUGAGGACUUAAUGUUCACUGUCGCACCUGAAGAGAUUCCCUUCCAUCUUGGGCUGUCAAAGAUGGAUCUUCGGAAGAUGUUAAAAUCCAGUUUAUCUGGGGUUGACAAGUCUAUUGCUGCUAUGUAUAAGAAACUGCAGAAGAAUUUGACUUCAGAGGAAUUGUUACCCUCCUUAUGGGACAAGUGCAAGAAGGAGUUUCUUGACAAGUACGAAAGCUUUGCCCAACUUGUGGCUAAGAUUUACCCUACUGAGACAAUCCCGUCUGUAGCAGAGAUGAGAGACCUUUUAGCUUCCAUGUAAUGGAGGUUUUGUUUAUGUAUAUGUUUUUCUUUCUUUCCAUCUUGUAUGAGGUAUAAUCUUUAUUUUUAUACCUAUGUAAUUUUAUUUAUUUAAUAAAGUGCAUCUUUUUUGUAGUUUUAAUUAUUUGAAACAAGCACCUUAAUGUAUCUUCGAACGAA
Gastrolobium bilobum is the source of this 2896-nucleotide messenger RNA. Its product is annotated as exocyst complex component SEC3A. Gene Ontology annotation, cellular component: plasma membrane; exocyst. The record is from RefSeq and is a predicted model, not a curated record. The transcript is spliced from 25 exons. NCBI's taxonomy places the organism in Eukaryota, Viridiplantae, Streptophyta, Magnoliopsida, Fabales, Fabaceae. Gene Ontology annotation, biological process: Golgi to plasma membrane transport; exocytosis. The coding region runs from base 72 to 2738 and encodes 888 amino acids. Gene Ontology annotation, molecular function: phosphatidylinositol-4,5-bisphosphate binding.